This is a messenger RNA of Halichondria panicea, 994 nucleotides long. Its product is annotated as anthrax toxin receptor 2-like. The coding region runs from base 1 to 858 and encodes 285 amino acids. The record is from RefSeq and is a predicted model, not a curated record. The transcript has 11 exons. NCBI's taxonomy places the organism in Eukaryota, Metazoa, Porifera, Demospongiae, Suberitida, Halichondriidae.
AUGUGUAUAUCAUCAUUCAACCAUCUCCUCUCUCUCUCACACAUUCACAUAUCUCUGCGGCUCUUCAAACAACUAACAGGAAAAGUUCCCAUUCCAAUACAACCUGACUAUAUAUUCGUUGUUGGUAUCAUCUUUGGGCUAUUGGGACUCAUUCUGCUGCUGUCUCUGUGUCUUCUCUGGUGCUGUGUGCCGCUGAUCACAGGGACGAUCGUCGGAGGACUACCCCCUGAGCCCAAAGAGCCCACUCCCCCGCCCACUCCACCACCCACGCCACCACCACCACCCCCAGAGCCACUCCCACCAGUCCCCGGCCGAAAAUGGGAAGUGGUUGAUGCCUCGUACUAUGGAGGAAGAGGGGCAGGAGGAAUGAGACCAAUGAAGGUCUCGUGGGGUGGAAAGGGCGCAACUGAACUAGGCUCCAAACUGACCAAAGCCAAGGAUGCCAGCGUGAUUGAGAUGAUUGAAGAGCCAGGACUUCCUGGUACGGACAUUGCUUACGUACCUCCCCCACCCCCUGCUCCCGUUGUCGUAGCAACCAUACCAGCGAAGGAGCCAGGAUGUUGGGACAGAAUAAAGAAAAAGCUUCGAAGGUGGUACGCAGUGUUGUCGUCAUAUCGACCAGUCUUCACUAAUCACGGCACUAUGGGAGAACGUGUUAUCCUGUGGUUCCCUGGACAGAAAGGCAUUGAAAAGAUACAGAAGACACCAUCAGCAGUGGAGAAUGGAACCGGACCACAACUGACCGCACCUCCACCACCCCCACCACCGUACUCAAGACGUCCUGCCCCCCGCCCCCCAGGUAGACACGCCCCCCCAAUCCCCACCCCAUCACAAGAGAACCUCAUCGGAGACGACUGACUUACUCAAACACACCUUAUUUUGUAAUUAUAAUUAUUAUACGGUGAUACAAUGUUAUACUGUGUUUUCGUAUGCUUUUAUUCUUGUUGUAUAUGAAGGCACUCCUAAUUAUAAAUUUAAUACAUUGAUAAACACA